AUGGAUGAAGCUCAGGGAUGUGCCAGGGUAAAAGUUCAGUAUGGAGACAGCGACCAAAGCAUUGAGCUAAAAGAUGGGUAUGGUGUAUUUGGAGGAGGUUGGGAAAGACCUGCAAAUGUGUUCACCGCAGCUGAGUCUUUCAAUAAACAACUGAAGAGAAAGGCAACAACUAGACACAGUCAAAGUCCUGGAGGGUAUGGUGAAGAAAGUUCUGCUCAAGCUGAAGCUCGCGCUCGUGCUGAUACGAAGAUAAAGAUGGAGAGAUUCUUGAAAAUUUGGAGUUGGAUGAAAGAAAUCUUGGGCAUAAAAGUUAACUAG
Molecule: messenger RNA, 318 nt
Organism: Sphenostylis stenocarpa
Lineage: Eukaryota; Viridiplantae; Streptophyta; Magnoliopsida; Fabales; Fabaceae
Source: the annotation of a GenBank genome assembly